Messenger RNA from Colletotrichum orchidophilum, 1311 nucleotides. Its product is annotated as glucanase B. The transcript is spliced from 2 exons. The coding region runs from base 1 to 1311 and encodes 436 amino acids. The record is from RefSeq and is a predicted model, not a curated record. NCBI's taxonomy places the organism in Eukaryota, Fungi, Ascomycota, Sordariomycetes, Glomerellales, Glomerellaceae.
AUGACGAGACCAACUCUCGACAUCGUUCUCAAGAACAACACGGGCUCCGCCAACGCCUACGCCCACGUAACCGGCCUGGAUCUCAACCGCAACAACGCCGUCUUCCUUCUCCAAGCCGACGGCGUCACCGGCUACUACCCGAGCUCGCCCUCGGACAUCCUCCAGGACAUUGGCGUCGACUGCGCGAUCCCGCUCGACGCGCCGGGGUCGACCAAGAAGCUGACCAUCCCCCAGAUCGCCGGCGGCCGCAUAUGGUUCUCCAGGGACGGCCCGCUCAAGUUCUUGCUGAACCCGGGCCCGGCCGUGGUGGAGCCCUCGGCGACCAACCCGGCGGACCCGAAUUACAACCUCAACUGGGGCUUCUGCGAGUUCACGUUCAAUAGUUUUCAGGUGUAUGUCAAUAUCUCGUACGUCGACUUUGUCAGCUUACCCGUGUCCCUGACGCUCGAGAACGACGCGGGAACCGUCACCAACGUGCAGGGCUUCCCGAGCAACGCCCUCGAUACCAUCUGCGACCGGCUCAAGGCGCAGGACGCGACCGAUAACGCAGGCUGGGGCAGUCUCGUCGUGCGCACGGCGGAUGGGUCCGCGAACUUGCGCGCCCUGAGCCCCAACUCGGGCAUCGUCAUGAACCCUAACCUCUUCAACGGGUACUAUCAGCCCUACGUGGACGCCGUGUGGGACAAAUACCGCUCCGCCGACCUCACCGUCAAUACGCAGGCCGAAUGGGGCGACGUCAAGGGUCGCGUAGGUUCAGACAACCUCCUGACGUUUGGCGACGUCGGGUCCUUCGCCCAGCCCGCCGCCCGCGACAUUUUCAGCUGCAGCACGGGGCCGUUCGGCGGCUACCCCAGCAACCAAGCCGAGAUGGGAGCCAUCGGCGCCCGUAUCGCGGCGGCCUUCAACAGGUCGACGCUGCUCAUCGACAGCCGGCAGCCCGAGGGCGAAAGCGUGGCCAACUACUACAAGGACGCCCGGACGAACCACUACUCGCGCAUCUGCCACGAGGUCAGCCCCGACGGCCGCGGCUACGCGUUUCCCUACGACGACGUCAGCUCGUCAAACGGCACUGACCAGUCCGGAUCGCUCUUCGACUCCAACCCGAAGCUUCUGACCGUUGGAAUCGGCGGCGAAACGGCUGCUGCGUCUGCUGCGGCUGGGGCUGUAACAACAGAGACUGCAACAGCUCCUGCUGCGACGUCAGAAAAGCAACCGCAGAAGCAAGAAGCGCAGCUGCAAAAGGAACUCCGCCGGGGCGAUACUAAGAGUAAGAGGCAGAGGCUCUGGGCCCGUGUGAAAUCCUUGGUGUAG